UCAGUAUCCAACGAUGCUUACAAAAGUGGUUUUAUCGCUUUUACCCUUGGUAGCUCUGGCUAAUGCAAAAGAGUGCAUCGAUUUUAGAGACUAUGAUAACGAAACUGAAAAAUGCUGUUCUAUGCCGCUCGGAUUACCUCAGGAAUCGUUUGCGGCCUGCGUAAAAUCAGCAGAGCAGCAAGUUCCAGACAAAAAUACGGACGGUCUUCUCGACUGCGCCUACGAGUGUUAUUUGAAAGGGCUCGGCAUCAUCAAAGGUACAACUGUUCAAAUGGACGUAAUCAAAAAGUAUAUGGAAAAGUUGGAAAUGAAUGCCAGAGACUUAAAUAUACGCGCUUGGGAUGCUUGUGAGCGCUCUAAGGCGACAAUUCUCAAAGCUGUAAAAUGGCGAACAUAUAAAUGUGAUACGUUUCCACGCGAUAUCCAAGACUGUGUCGAUUACGGGAUCGAUUCCAACUGCCCCUCCAUGUAUUUCGAUGACAAACGUGAAAUUUGUCGAAAACUGCGAUCCGGUGUGCCGCCUUGUCAUUAACUGAUCCGAACAGAAGUUGAAUAAAUUGUUUAUCCGAUUUAAACGAUUUCCCA
This is a messenger RNA of Uranotaenia lowii, 585 nucleotides long. RefSeq lists its product as uncharacterized. Lineage: Eukaryota; Metazoa; Arthropoda; Insecta; Diptera; Culicidae. Gene Ontology annotation, molecular function: odorant binding. The record is from RefSeq and is a predicted model, not a curated record. The transcript is spliced from 4 exons. Bases 14 to 532 code for a protein of 172 amino acids.